AACUAUCUUAGAUAUAUAGAUCUAGAUAGAGUUGGAAAGUAGAAAGAUGGUGAAGUCAUCAUGUUACGACAACAAUGGGUUGAAGAAAGGUGCAUGGAGUGAAGAUGAAGACAACAAGCUAAGAGCUUACAUCCAGAGAUAUGGCCAUUGGAACUGGGCUUUACUUCCCAAGUUUAUUGGUGUGUCUAGAAGUGGUAAAAGUUGCAGGUUGAGGUGGAUGAACUAUCUCCGCCCAAACAUUAAACACGGAAACUUUACAAAGGAAGAAGACGAUCUGGUUAUUGAUUUACAUAACAAGCUUGGAAACAAAUGGUCAACAAUAGCUGCAAAAUUACCAGGAAGAAGCGACAAUGAAAUAAAAAAUCGUUGGAACACACAUUUGAAGAAGAGAGCUCAGAAUGAACACACUGAGUCUUCAAAUGAACACUUAGGAACCCUAGAAUACGAUCAGGCUAGCUCUAAACGAAAACCUGUUAACAAAACAGAUCUAAAACAUCAACCGGAAGUCGGAACAACUUUAUUGGCUGGAGAAUCAUCUGAAUCACUAUCAUAUUCUUCACUCACAGAAAUAUCAUCGUGUCAGUUGAGUGACUCAGAUUGUGCAGUUUUUAGUGACUUUACACCACUAACAUUCAAUGAUGACGAACUGGUCGAUAAUUUCUGGAGUGAGCCAUUUCUAACAGACAUUGAUGCCACUACACCAUCAGGAAAUUAUAACUUGUUGUCACCUUUAAAUUUUGUCAACGAGUUCAGCUCUCAAUAUUCUUGCCAGGAUUUGAUGAUGACAGAUGAUCAGUGUUUAUGGUCAAUGAUGGCGGAUUCAUAUGUUGAAAACAAUAUUUUUAUAAAUUGAAGUCCUAGUUCAGUUUGUGUCUUAUCCUUUAGAUUUCAUUUAAUUAUUGCUCUAUCAGUGGCGUCAAGAAUAUACUGCGUCUAGUCUCAACAGUUUUUUCCCAUUUCAUUAGUCCUAUCACUGAAAAUGACAUUUUUUAGUCAUGCUGUCUA
This is a messenger RNA of Lactuca virosa, 1005 nucleotides long. The record is from the annotation of a GenBank genome assembly. NCBI's taxonomy places the organism in Eukaryota, Viridiplantae, Streptophyta, Magnoliopsida, Asterales, Asteraceae.